Molecule: messenger RNA, 1971 nt
Organism: Manis javanica (Malayan pangolin)
Lineage: Eukaryota; Metazoa; Chordata; Mammalia; Pholidota; Manidae
Source: RefSeq, a predicted model, not a curated record
AUGGCAGCUGGACGCCGGCAGGAAGACUCUUGGGAGUCUGCUGGUCUAGACCUGAAAUCCUCUGAUAAUCAAAGUGGAGGAGGAAGUACAACAAGCAAAGGGCGUUAUAUACCUCCUCACUUAAGGAACAGAGAAGCAUCUAAAGGAUUAUAUGAUAAAGACAGAUCAGGGUGGAGUUGUAAAGAUAAGGAUGCGUACUACAGUUUCGGGUCUCGAGAUUCAAGAGGAAAGCCCAGUUACUUCAAUGAUCGUGGAAGUGGAUCAAGGGUAAGAUUUGACGAUCGUGGACGAAGUGGCUAUGAUGAUACUGGCAGUUGUGACAGGACUGGCUUUAGCAAAUUUGAACGCAGUGGGCACAGUCGUUGGUGUGACAGAUCAGAUGAAGAUGAUUGGUCAAAACCACUUCCACCAAGUGAAGGCUUGGAGCAGGAACUCUUUUCCGGGAGAGACACUGGGAUUAACUUUGAGAAGUAUGAUGAUAUACCAGUAGAGGCAACUGGAAAUAACUGUCCUCCACAUAUUGAAAGUUUCAACGAUGUUGAGAUGGGAGAGAUUAUCAUGGGGAACAUUGAGCUUACUUGCUACACCCGUCCAACUCCAGUGCAAAAGCAUGCCAUUCCCAUUAUUAAAGAAAAAAGAGACUUGAUGGCUUGUGCCCAAACAGGCUCUGGAAAAACAGCAGCAUUUCUCUUGCCCAUCUUAAGUCAGAUUUAUAGAGAUGGUCCAGGCGAGGCUUUGAAGGCUGUGAAGGAUAAUGGAAAGUAUGGACGCCGUAAACAAUACCCAAUUUCCUUGGUUUUAGCUCCUACAAGAGAAUUGGCUGUACAGAUCUAUGAGGAAGCCAGAAAAUUUUCAUACCGGUCUAGAGUGCGUCCUUGUGUGGUUUAUGGUGGUGCUGAUAUUGGUCAGCAGAUUCGAGAUAUAGAACGUGGGUGUCACUUGUUAGUUGCCACUCCAGGGCGUCUAGUGGAUAUGAUGGAAAGAGGAAAAAUUGGAUUAGAGUUCUGCAAAUACUUAGUGUUGGAUGAAGCUGAUAGGAUGCUGGAUAUGGGAUUUGAACCUCAAAUACGUCAUAUAGUUGAACAAGGCAGUAUGCCACCAAAGGGUAUUCGCCACACUAUGAUGUUCAGUGCUACAUUUCCUGGACAGAUACAGUUGCUUGCUCGUGAUUUCUUGGAUGAUUAUAUCUUCCUGACGGUAGGCAGAGUUGGCUCUACCUCUGAAAACAUCACACAGAAAGUAGUUUGGGUGGAAGAAUCAGACAAACGGUCAUUUUUGCUUGACCUCUUAAAUGCAGCAGGGAAGGAUUCACUGACUUUAGUGUUUGUGGAGACCAAAAAGGGUGCCGAUUCUCUCCAGGAUUUCUUACACUGUGAAGGAUAUGCUUGUACCAGUAUUCAUGGAGAUCGAUCACAGAGAGAUAGAGAGGAGGCCCUUCACCAGUUCCGCUCAGGAAAAAGCCCAAUUCUAGUGGCUACAGCUGUGGCAGCAAGAGGAUUAGACAUUUCAAAUGUGAAACAUGUCAUCAAUUUUGAUUUGCCAAGUGAUAUUGAUGAAUAUGUACAUCGGAUUGGUCGUACAGGACGUGUAGGAAACCUUGGCUUUGCCACCUCAUUCUUUAAUGAAAGAAAUACAAAUAUCAUGAAGGAUUUGUUGGAUCUUCUUGUUGAAGCUAAACAAGAAGUGCCAUCUUGGUUGGAAAACAUGGCUCAUGAACACCACUAUAAGGGUAGCAGUCGUGGACAUUCUAAGAGUAGAUUCAGUGGAGGAUUUGGUGCCAGAGACUAUCGACAAAGUAGUGGUUCCACCAGUUCUGGCUUUAGUAGUGGUCAUGCAACCAGCAGCCGCAGUGGUGGAGGUGGUCACAGCAGCAGCAGAGGAUUUGGUGGAGCUGGUUAUGGAGGCUUCUACACGAGUGAUGGAUACGGAGGAAAUUACAGCUCCCAGGGAGUCGACUGGUGGGGCAAUUGA